Caenorhabditis briggsae is the source of this 369-nucleotide messenger RNA. NCBI's taxonomy places the organism in Eukaryota, Metazoa, Nematoda, Chromadorea, Rhabditida, Rhabditidae. Bases 1 to 369 code for a protein of 122 amino acids. The record is from RefSeq and is a predicted model, not a curated record. The transcript is spliced from 2 exons.
AUGAAAUCGCUCAUCCUGCUCCUCCUACUAAUGUCCACCGCCUACAGUAACCUUCCAAGAUGCACCAAUGAGAUCAACGCCAUCAGAAGGCGAUACGCCAACGAGUUCUCUACAGCCAAUAUGAAUAAAUUGGCUUAUAAUCCAAAAUGGGAAAAGAAGAUUCUGGGAAAAUUGGAAUCUUCUGGAGGAUGUCCAGACAAAUCUGGGGAAUAUGAGGAUGGUUUCGUUUUUGGAUUGAAUAUCAGAAAUUGGAAGGGAUUUCAACUCCACGUGGCAUCGAACUCCGAAAGUAUGGAAAUCGCUUGUGUAGAGACGAGAUGCGAAAGGGAUGGAGAGCUUAUCACUUCGGCUGUGUUUGAUAUCGGUUGA